This is a messenger RNA of Pelagomonas calceolata, 1101 nucleotides long. The record is from the annotation of a GenBank genome assembly. Lineage: Eukaryota; Pelagophyceae; Pelagomonadales; Pelagomonadaceae.
CCGAGCCAGGGCUGGGCUGCAGCUUGGCCGAGCGGGCUAGCUGCAAUAUAUAAUUACGAUAUAUUGCACGAUAACUCGCAACGCAUUUCUGGACGCAGCACAAAACCGAAAAGCAAUUGUCAGGGGCACAGGGAGAGCAUGAGGCUCCUCCUCUGCCUGGCAGCAGCAAGCGCCCUAAGAAAAGAACGCCUCCGCAUCCUCACCUACAACAUCCACGCGUGGCGCGACGGCGACCACGUGGACAACCUGCAGCGCGUCGCGGACACGUGCCUCGCCGUGGACGCGGACGUGAUCUGCCUGAACGAGGUGCUGCAGCCGUACGACGGCGCCCGCCAGCCCGCGUCCUACUUUGAAGCCGUGAAGAAGCGCGCCGGCGUCGGCCACGCUAUUGUCGAGUGCGCGCCGCGGGAAGGCUACUUGCAGCGCCUGGCGGCGGCGCUGGGGACGCCGCACGUGGUGUUUGUGGAAGCGGAGCGGGAGCAGUGCUUCUUCGGGAACUGCGCCUUCGGCAACGCCAUCCUGUCGCGGAGGCCGAUCCUCGACGCCGGUCAUGUGAUAGCGCGGCCCGCGCCGGGCGAUAUUUUACUGGGCGAGCAGCCGCGCGACAGCGUGGAAGCGAGGGCCGCCGUCUGGGCGAGCGUCGCCGUCGGCGACGAGCGUAUUGGCGUGUGCGCCGCGCAUCUGGACCAUAAAGCGGACCCGCUCCGCGAGAAGCAGCUGACCUUGUUCCUGGACGAACUGAAGCGCAACGCGCCGGCCUUGCAUUUGAUUUGCGGCGACCUCAACGCGUUUCAGAGGAGGGACCAUUCUUCUGAAGCGUGGGACCGCAUCUUGAAAUUUUAUGAAAAGCGGGGCUGGCCGGCGCCAGGCGAGGACGCUUUGGCUUUAGACGCGGCGUACGCCGAGGGUUUCGUCGACGCCGGCGCGGGGUUUAACAUCGAGCCGACGUGCUGGACGGCGAACCCGCUCUUCCGCAUCGACCACGUCCUGUUGAACGCCGCGCUCCACAAACGAUGUCGCGUCGUUGACUACCGACGCGUGGACAGCGACGCGUCGGACCACUACCCCGUGGUCGUGGAUUUGGAGAUGGAGUUUGGAUAA